AUGUUUAAAUACUUCCGGAAGGAUUUCACACAUCGCUUGCCAAAAGACCAGAGACGAAGCUCACGGUUGGUGUCAAAAGAUGGAAGGUGUAAUAUAGAGUUUGGGAACGUAGAAGAGCAGUCAAGGUUUGUCUUCUUGGUUGACAUCUGGACCACCGUCCUGGACCUCAAAUGGAGAUACAAAAUGACCAUCUUCAUUUCUGCAUUCUUAGGGAGCUGGUUCUUGUUUGGCCUUCUUUGGUAUGCAGUGGCAUACCUCCACGGUGAUCUGCCAGAGCUCAAUCCUUCAAUUAAUCAUACGCCAUGUGUAGAAAAUAUCAAUGGCUUGACAUCAUCUUUCCUGUUCUCCUUGGAGACUCAGGUCACCAUCGGCUACGGAUUCCGGUGUGUUACAGAGCAAUGUGCCACUGCCAUUUUCUUGUUGAUCUUCCAAUCUAUCCUAGGGGUGAUCAUAAACUCCUUUAUGUGUGGAGCUAUUUUGGCCAAAAUCUCUAGGGCCAAGAAGAGAGCGAAAACAAUAACAUUCAGUAAGAAUGCUGUUAUCAGCAAACGGGGUGGGAAACUGUGUCUCCUCAUUAGGGUGGCCAACCUCAGGAAAAGCCUUUUGAUUGGGAGUCAUAUCUAUGGCAAGCUCUUGAAAACCACCAUCACACCUGAAGGAGAGACAAUAAUCUUGGAUCAAGUCAACAUAGACUUUCAAGUUGAUGCUGGCAAUGAGAACCUCUUCUUCAUCUCCCCCUUGACCAUUUAUCAUGCAAUCGAUAAGCACAGCCCUUUCUUUCACAUGACGGCAGACACUCUCCACCAACAGGACUUUGAGCUGGUGGUGUUUCUAGAUGGAACUGUGGAAUCUACCAGUGCAACGUGCCAAGUCAGAACAUCCUACAUUGCUGAGGAAGUCCUGUGGGGCCAUCGUUUUGCUCCUAUUGUUUCCAGGACCAAAGAAGGCAAGUACAGAGUGGAUUUUCACAACUUCAGCAAAACUGUGGAGGUGGAAACCCCUCACUGCGCCUUUUGCCUCUACAACGAGAAAGACGCUAAAGCCAAAGCCAAGAUGGGAUAUGACAAUCCCGCCUUUGUGUUUCAAGAAGUUAAUGAAGCCAGUGAAACAAAAAUGUAAUGCUGACUGCUAAGGGGACUGGAGUUCUUAUUUUAUAUAUAUAUAAAACCAGGACGUAAAACCUGUAUAUAUUUGAGCACAAAUAAACAAAAGAAA
This is a messenger RNA of Pogona vitticeps (central bearded dragon), 1215 nucleotides long. RefSeq names its product potassium inwardly rectifying channel subfamily J member 1 (gene KCNJ1). The record is from RefSeq and is a predicted model, not a curated record. Gene Ontology annotation, biological process: regulation of monoatomic ion transmembrane transport; potassium ion import across plasma membrane. Gene Ontology annotation, cellular component: plasma membrane. Gene Ontology annotation, molecular function: ATP-activated inward rectifier potassium channel activity. NCBI's taxonomy places the organism in Eukaryota, Metazoa, Chordata, Lepidosauria, Squamata, Agamidae.